CUUGCUCACAACCUUCGGUGCUGUUCGAGCGCUGCUCGUGUUUAUGAUCUUCACCCAAAGCACUCGCGACGAUUAUCUGAGCGACCUUGUUUUCUCAUUGACACCUUGAGACCGACGAAUACCCAACUUGCACGCAAUGUUCACUCGUCAAAUACUUCGCUUUCCUCGUCUGUAUCGAGGGCUCGCUACGCAGGCUGGCUCGCCAUACACUACACCCGCCGUAUUGCACCUGAAGACUGGCCAGUCAUUCCCCGGCAAGGCAUUCGGCGCACCGACCAGUAUUUGGGGCGAGACGGUCUUCUCGACGUCAAUCACCUCUUACACUGAGUCUAUGACCGACCCCUCCUACCGCGGCCAAAUCCUCGUCUUCACCACUCCCAUGAUCGGCAACUACGGCGUGCCCAACAACCACGCGCCCAAGGACAACGGUGACGUCGGUGUUGUACUGGAAUCGGAGCGUGUUCAGCCCGCGGCCAUUGUUGUCGCCGACGUCGCCGCCAAGUUCUCUCAUCAUAGCGCAGUCGAGUCGCUCCACUCAUGGUGCGCGCGCAAUGGCGUGCCGGGCAUAACGGGCGUCGAUACGCGCGCUGUCACACGCCUCCUCCGCGACCAAGGCACGACGCUUGGUCGACUUGCCGUCGGCGACGACACCGCGCUCCCUGCACCCGCGGCGCACGAGUAUUGGGACCCGACGACGGAGAACCUCGUCGACCAGGCGUCGACCAAGCAGCCUUACGACCUCAACCCUAUUGGCGACGUCAAGAUCGCCGUGCUCGAUUUUGGCGCCAAGGCGAACAUCCUCCGCUCGCUCGUCCGCCGCGGCGCAGCCGUCACUGUCCUGCCGUGGAACUACGACUUCAACGCGAUUCGCGAGAGGUUCGACGGCCUCUUCCUCUCUAACGGACCCGGCGACCCGCAGCACGCGAUGGAGGCUGCGCUCAACCUGCGCCGGACUAUGCGCGAGUGGGACAAACCCAUCUUCGGGAUAUGCAUGGGGCAUCAGAUCAUCGGCAUGGCCGCGGGUCUCGAGGCGUAUCGGAUGACGUUCGGCAACCGCGGGCACAACCAGCCCGUGCUCGCGCUUGCGUCGUCGGGCUCCAUCAAGGCCGGCCGCGUGUAUGUUACCAGCCAGAACCAUCAGUACGCGCUCAAGCUCGUUGAGCCCUUCCCGGAGGGUUGGGAGCCGUUCUUCAUCAACUGCAACGACUCGUCCGUCGAGGGCAUCAAGUCCACCGCCGACUCGGGGAAGAAGGUCUGGGGCGUGCAGUUCCACCCUGAGUCCGCCGGCGGUCCGCUGGACACGAUCGAGAUGUUCACCGACUUCAUCGCUGAAUGUCGCGCGGAGAAGCUCAAGGUGGCGGGCAAGACGACGUCGCGCGAUCCCAUGGGCACCGGGCAGGAGCUGAGGCAUCUGCGUCGCCCACAGGCUGCUGCUUCGCAGUAAAUCCGCAAUCCGCUAUCUCUUCUCACACUCGGUUCUUGUAUAAUUGUAUUAUCAUUACCAUGCAAUCUAUCUAGUACGUGCU
This is a messenger RNA of Punctularia strigosozonata HHB-11173 SS5, 1526 nucleotides long. Its product is annotated as carbamoyl-phosphate synthase. Gene Ontology annotation, molecular function: carbamoyl-phosphate synthase (glutamine-hydrolyzing) activity. The transcript is spliced from 3 exons. The coding region runs from base 137 to 1444 and encodes 435 amino acids. The record is from RefSeq and is a predicted model, not a curated record. Gene Ontology annotation, cellular component: carbamoyl-phosphate synthase complex; cytoplasm. Gene Ontology annotation, biological process: L-glutamine metabolic process; 'de novo' pyrimidine nucleobase biosynthetic process; L-arginine biosynthetic process. Lineage: Eukaryota; Fungi; Basidiomycota; Agaricomycetes; Corticiales; Punctulariaceae.